Messenger RNA from Lampris incognitus (smalleye Pacific opah), 3613 nucleotides. RefSeq names its product estrogen receptor 1 (gene esr1). Gene Ontology annotation, molecular function: DNA-binding transcription factor activity; zinc ion binding; nuclear estrogen receptor activity. Bases 25 to 1956 code for a protein of 643 amino acids. NCBI's taxonomy places the organism in Eukaryota, Metazoa, Chordata, Actinopteri, Lampriformes, Lampridae. Gene Ontology annotation, biological process: regulation of DNA-templated transcription; steroid hormone receptor signaling pathway. The transcript has 10 exons. Gene Ontology annotation, cellular component: nucleus. The record is from RefSeq and is a predicted model, not a curated record.
CAACCUAAUAGAUGAGAAUGACUGAUGUGUAAGAGGCAGAGCCCAGCACAGUGCAGACAGCCUCGCGGACCAGCGCCCAGACCCAAGAUCAGCCCAGCUGCCUUAGCGCUGGAGACCCUCUCCCCGCCAAGACUGUCGCCACCACCUCCGCCAUGCGCCCUCCUCAGUGACAUGUACCCUGAAGAGAGCCGGGGACCGGGAGGGGUAGCCGCUAUGGACUUCCUGGAGGGGGCGUACAACUACGCAGCCCCUGCCCAAGUGCCACUUUACAGCCACUCCACCGGUGGCUACUACUCUGCCCCAUUGGACACCCAUGGAUCGCCCUCAGAUGGCAGUCUUCAGUCCUUAGGAAGUGGGCCUACUAGUCCUGUUGUGUUCGUGCCCUCUAGCCCACAGCUCAGCCCCUUCCUGCACCCAGCCAGCCACCAGGCACUGCCCAGCCAGCCCUACUAUCUGGAGACCACCUCAACACCAGCCUACAGGUCCAGCGUGGCAUCCAGUCAACAGCCUGUGUUACGGGAGGAACUCUGUGGCACUACGGACGGUACGGUGGGCUCGGCACCGGCGUCUGGGUCAGGGGCCAGAGUGUUCGAGAUGGCCAAAGAAACACGCUACUGUGCCGUCUGCAGUGACUAUGCCUCUGGUUACCACUAUGGGGUGUGGUCCUGUGAGGGCUGCAAGGCCUUCUUCAAGAGGAGCAUUCAGGGUCACAAUGACUACAUGUGCCCUGCAACCAAUCAGUGUACUAUCGACAGGAACCGGAGGAAGAGCUGCCAGGCAUGCCGUCUUCGGAAGUGUUAUGAAGUGGGCAUGAUGAAGGGAGGUAUGCGCAAGGAUCGUGGGAGUCGUGUUUUGCGGCGUGACAAGAGGCGGAACGGCGCCAGCAUCAGAGACAAGGGUGCCAAGGAGCCGAAGCAAAGAACAGCGCCCCCUCUGGAUGGGAGGAAAAACAGCAACAGCGCUGGAGGUGGGGAUGAGGGAGGCAGGGGAGGAGGUGGUGAAUUUAGCGCGUCCAGAAUCAGCAUGCCUCCUGACCAGGUGCUUCUGCUGCUUCAGGGUGCGGAGCCCCCGGUACUGUGCUCCCGCCAGAAACUGAGCCGCCCCUACACCGAGGUCACCCUGAUGACCAUGCUGACCAGCAUGGCCGACAAGGAACUGGUCCACAUGAUCGCCUGGGCCAAGAAGGUGCCAGGUUUCCUACAGUUGUCCCUCCAUGACCAGGUGCAGCUGUUGGAGAGCUCUUGGUUGGAGGUGCUGAUGAUAGGCCUCAUCUGGAGGUCCAUGCACUCCCCCGGCAAGCUCAUCUUCGCCCAGGACCUCAUACUGGACAGGAAUGAAGGGGACUGUGUGGAGGGCAUGGCUGAGAUUUUUGACAUGCUACUGGCCACUGUUUCCCGCUUUCGCCUGCUCAAGCUGAAGGCUGAGGAGUUUGUCUGCCUCAAAGCCAUCAUCCUACUCAACUCUGGUGCCUUUUCUUUUUGCGCUGGCUCAAUGGAUCCCCUUCAUGACAGCUCUGGAGUGCAAAACAUGUUGGACACCAUUACUGAUGCUCUAAUACAUUACAUCGGCCAGUCAGGAUGCUCGGUGCAGCAGCAGUCGAGAAGACAAGCCCAGCUGCUCCUCCUGCUUUCCCACAUUAGGAACAUGAGUAACAAAGGCAUGGGGCAUCUCUACAGCAUGAAGUGCAAGAACAAAGUGCCUCUGUAUGACCUGCUCCUAGAGAUGUUGGACGCUCAUCGCCUCCAUCGCCCAGUCAAAGCAGCUCAGCUCCAGGGUGACAGAGAGCCUUCUACCACCACCACCACCACCACCAGCACCAGCACCACCAGCAGCAGCAGCUCUAUGGCCUCCAGCAUAGGACCCUGGGGCAGCAAUGACAUCCUGACCAGAGCACCAGGUUCAGGGGUACUCCAGUAUGGUGUGUCCCACUCUGACAACUACACACCAAUCCAGUGAAACACAGCAGACACCAACCUUUGUAGAUAGUAUAUAUGUCAAAAGUCCCUUUGAUGGAUGGAAUAUUACACACAGUCUGAGGGUGUUGGACUGGCUGCUAGGUGAAGGUUGUGUACAAAUUCAUUUCAUGUGAGCUGAUUGUCUUUUAAUUUAAGGGAUUCUAUCAUUUUAGCUAUGUUGGUCACUGCCCCAAAUCAUGACAGUCUGUGCUUGAAUGAAGUUCUGCCUCUGCUGCCUUUCAUUACAUUUGUGAUUUUUGAGUCAGUCCCUAAGGCAAAAUGUUACAGCUUAUUAUUUCCAAAGCAGCAAGUGUUAAGACAUGUGGCGUGCUACAGUGAUUCAAAGUAAAGCGCUGCUAGAUGUUUCUCUCAUCUGUAUGUAAAACUCUCUGGACUCACAAGUGGUGCCUUGACUUAAAGUGCACUUGUUGGGUCAAGGGGAAACUGGGCAUUGUUUCCACUCUUGCAUAUUAAGUGUGACUGCAUGCCAAACUACACUAUGCUGAUGUGAACUAUGAAUGUAUAAUUUCUUUUCUUUCGCGUGCCUUGUUUAAAUUGCCCACACACAAUGUUAUAGAACUUAAACCUGUCUGGACAAACUGUUUUUGUUUUUUUCCGGUUCGGAAAUGAACUGCUUGAGGACAUCACCUUUGCUGCACUAAUUCUCAAGCACUGAAUUAAUUGAGGGGUCAGACCUUGGAGAUUUUAUUAGGGAAUAGUGGAAGUCCAACGCUGGCGCGGGGUUUUGUAAACCUGUCCACACUGGUUUGUGCUUUGGUGGCCUUCUCUUUAUGUUUGCAUGAGAAUAAGUGUUCAUGCACUGGUUUUGCUUUCAGUGUGUGUGUGUACGCGCGAACAAGAAUGAAAGGGAGAGUGAGAGGGGACAGAGAGAGAGAGAGAGAUGGUUGUGUGUGUAUGUGUGUGUGUGUGUGUGUGUGUGUGUGAGAGAGAGAGAGAGAGAGAGAGAGAGAGAGAGAGAGAGAGAGAGAGAGCAAGAAAGAGAGAUGUGUAUGUGAGAGAAAGAAAGAGAGCGAGGGGUUGUCUUUAUGCUAUCAUCCAACAAUUCAAUCUCAUGAGAGACACCAUUGGUUUCUAUUCAUCUACGAUUACAGUGUGAUCUUGGGACUGGAUUUGCAAUUCACACGCACACAAAAAAAAUCCUCUUAUCCGAAAACACAAGUGACACGCAUCAUUGCCAACAGUCAAACUUAAUAUAGAAAAAGGUUGUUCUUUCUUAGCAAAUCUUUGUAAAGAGAAAAAAAAACUGCUCCAUAUUUUGAAAAGUGACAUUUUGUGAGAUUUUCAUUACCAAGUUCUUUAUGAAAUUGGAUGGUUUGUUACAUAGGCUGUCGAAUUUUGGAGGAAAAUCAAAAAUGAAAUGAAAAUAUAUGCAAAUUUUUACACGCCAUCAGGCCUUUUAUUUUUCAAAUAGUCAACUUACAGCAUGAUAUGAAUGGUCACGGUUACUAUUCCUAUUCCAUGGUUGAGAUGAAAAUAAAUUGCUUCGUGUUCUUUUGUAAGGAAAGCUCUCUCUCUCUCUCUGUUAUACUUAGUAUUGUCACCUGCCACCCUUUACUUGUUGGAGGAUUUUGCGACCAGACAAACCUUGUGAACAUAGAUUUGAAAUUUGUCAAACAAUGUCAACAAUUAAAACAUGU